AUAUAAGACAGGGCAUUGUAGCAGGGUGCAACAGAUUCACAAGUUGGUCUAAAACUUGAAGUACCUCAACUCAUUCCAUCUUCGUCCACGAAAACAACCAAUCACGGGACCAUGGUUAUGAUGAAGCUCUCUGCCCUCCUCAUUGCCUAUUUCCUGGUCAUUUGUCAGAUGUACAGCUCACAUGCAGCUCCAGCCAGAACUGGUUUAGAGUCCAUGACAGACCAAGUCACGCUAACUGACUAUGAAGCCCGAAGGCUACUCAACGCCAUCGUCAAGGAGUUUGUUCAAAUGACUUCAGAGGAAUUGGAGCAACAAGCCAAUGAAGGAAAUAGCAGCGUUACAGCACAGAAGCGUGCGUGCAAUACUGCCACAUGUGUCACCCACCGCCUGGCUGACUUCCUGAACAGAUCAGGAGGAAUGGGCAACAGUAACUUCGUCCCUACCAACGUGGGCGCCAAGGCGUUUGGACGAAGAAGGAGAGACAGCCCCAUGACAGCACCUUUGUGAAUGUGUCAACAGGCCUCAGGGAUAUGAGUAUGAGCCCUUUAGUGAGACAACAGUACAUCCUGUCCUGAACCAACUACAGACAUCUGGAAAUGACAACUCUUCACUGUUUAAAAAAAACAGCCUUCAAACUACAGGACUGAUUUCCUGCAUACCUCUUGCAUACUCUGUGUUACCGAUAUUCAUUUUUGCUCUAUGAUCAUGAGGAGAUACAAAAACCUAGAAAACAUUGCAACAAAAAAUAAAGAACAAACUUCUGUUAUGUCUAUUUUCACCAGAUCAAUACCCUGUACAAGCCAGUUGGUUCUGUCCCGUUUUGGCUUAGAGCACAUGUACAGUUUGACCCUGAGUCCCCACCCCUCCUCUCUCCUGUGUCAGCAGCACACUGCAGGGGGGCGGAGACUACAUCAAGCUCCGCCCCCACAAGCUUCCCUGACCAUGGCUGUGUCUUGUGCCUUGAUGUAGACCACUUCUUCACAUUUCAUUAAUUGUACAGUAUGUUUAAAGAGUGAAAGGAAACCGAUUGAAGAAUCUAAAUAUUGUAACAAUUGUGAAUCUAAGCAAGAUUAAAAUGUAUUUUAGAUACAUAUGGGUCGGUGUACUUGUUUUAUUUUGCAAUGAUCUAUCUAAGCCCUUAGAUCACAAUAUCUACUAAGCUAACAUAUGGAAUUGUUUUAAGAUGGUCAUAAAAUGGAUCAUUUAGCCAUUUGAUUUAGAAUUUUAGGAGUCUGUAGGUAUAAAAAAAAAAUAUAUAUAAAAAAAAUAUUUGGUGAAACAUAGAAUUUGGUAUUUACUGCUAUAGCCUAUAGAAAUAGAUUGAAUGCCACAUUUGUAUAUGACAAAACAGAGAGUCAAAAA
This is a messenger RNA of Salvelinus fontinalis (brook trout), 1362 nucleotides long. RefSeq names its product calcitonin-1. The transcript is spliced from 5 exons. The coding region runs from base 112 to 507 and encodes 131 amino acids. Gene Ontology annotation, molecular function: hormone activity; calcitonin receptor binding. Gene Ontology annotation, cellular component: extracellular region. Lineage: Eukaryota; Metazoa; Chordata; Actinopteri; Salmoniformes; Salmonidae. The record is from RefSeq and is a predicted model, not a curated record.